AUGACCGCAGACAGAGCCUGGUCAAUAGCGGAAACCCUGUUUCCGACUGAAGAUAUAGACGACGGACUUAUUUUUGUCUUGUUCUCCAAAGAUGCCUGUAAACGUCAAAACAACGGAAAAGACCCGUCGUUUAGGCCAGUGUGCCUCAUUGACACAAUGGGUAAAUUGCUCGAACAACCAAUAACUAAACAACUCAAGGAGGAAAUUGACAGAUUCGGAGGUUUAUCUGAAAGACAAUACGGCUUCAGACAGAGCAGGUCCACUAUCGACGCGAUCCAAACGGUGAUUAACAUAGCGAAAGAAGUAAGAGCUGGUAAUAGAGGCAACAGAAAGCUUUGCGCCUUACUGACGUUGAACAUCAAAAAUGCUUUCAACGCGGUCAAAUGGAAAACCAUAUUAGAGGAA
This is a messenger RNA of Nicrophorus vespilloides, 405 nucleotides long. RefSeq lists its product as uncharacterized. The transcript has a single exon. The record is from RefSeq and is a predicted model, not a curated record. NCBI's taxonomy places the organism in Eukaryota, Metazoa, Arthropoda, Insecta, Coleoptera, Silphidae. The annotation marks the transcript as partial.